AUGCUCUAUAUUGUUGGCCUUGGUCUGUCUGAUGAACACGACAUUACUGUCAAAGGACUCGAUGCUGUCAAAUCAUGCGAGCGCAUUUACCUAGAGGCAUACACUUCAAUCCUAAUGGUUGAAAAGGAGAAGCUCGAAGAGUUUUAUGGCAAGCCAGUGACAGUGGCUGAUCGUGAGAUGGUCGAAUCUGAUUCAGAUACAAUUCUUGCGAACGCUCAGAAUGUCAAUGUGGCUUUCUUAGUCGUCGGGGAUCCCUUUGGAGCCACGACUCAUACCGACCUUGUCAUCCGUGCAAAGGAGCUCAACAUCCCUGUUCAGAUCAUUCACAAUGCUUCAAUCAUGAAUGCCAUCGGCGCCUGUGGUCUACAACUCUACAACUUUGGUCAAACUAUUUCCAUGGUCUGGUUCACAGAGACUUGGCGUCCGGAUUCCUGGUACAGUAGAGUGAAGGAAAACAGAGAUAUUGGACUACAUACGCUCUGUCUCUUGGAUAUCAAAGUCAAAGAACAAUCAUUAGAAAACAUGGCUCGUGGAAGGUUGAUCUACGAGCCUCCCCGUUACAUGACAGUCAACACUUGUCUGGAACAGAUGCUCGAGGUGGAAGAAAAGAGGAAAGAGAAUGCUUAUGGACCAGACACUUUAGCGAUCGGAUGCGUGCGACUAGGCACCCCAACCCAAUUAUUUAUUUCCGGAACAAUGGAACAGCUCCUUGAAGUGGACUUUGGAGCUCCUCUGCACUCUUUGGUCUUGAUUGGACGUAGAAUGCACAUCAUGGAGGCAGAAAUGGUCAGAGCAUUUUGUCCAGAGAAA
Molecule: messenger RNA, 810 nt
Organism: Lobosporangium transversale
Lineage: Eukaryota; Fungi; Mortierellomycota; Mortierellomycetes; Mortierellales; Mortierellaceae
Product: diphthine synthase
Exons: 2
Biological process (GO): protein histidyl modification to diphthamide
Molecular function (GO): diphthine synthase activity
Source: RefSeq, a predicted model, not a curated record